Molecule: messenger RNA, 3026 nt
Organism: Coregonus sp. 'balchen'
Lineage: Eukaryota; Metazoa; Chordata; Actinopteri; Salmoniformes; Salmonidae
Source: the annotation of a GenBank genome assembly
AUGGAACUAUUUGCAACAGCUGAUCAGGGGGGUUGCAUUUUGGACAUGUCCCAUCUGAAUUUGGAGAGUUUAAAUUUGGACACUGUCGGUGACGAACGGAGGAGAGUGACCCAACAACUCUACCUGUAUAACAACCGACUGACAGUGCUUCCCGCUUCGGUAUGUCUAUUCUCCAAACUGGAAGUUCUGGAUAUAAGCAACAAUGGAUUAACGGUUCUCUGUGAGGACAUUCAACGUUUGUCAAACCUCAAAACACUAAUAGCCAAGAACAACCGUUUGAACGAAUUUUCGUUCCCAAAGGAAUUUGGGUCCAUGCAGAUAGACACAUUGAACUUCAGUGGGAACAUAUUUGAAGAGGUGCCCAUUCAGUUUCUAAAACUGCAGCGAUUAAAAUAUCUGUCUCUUGGGGGUAACAGACUCAAAGCUAUCCCCGCAGAGAUAGAAAAUGUUACCAGGUAAGAUAGACAGACUACCGAUACAUUAUAGCGGUUAAUAGAGUUUUAACAAUGUAGGCUAAUGGUAUUUGUUACAACGCAACUAACUACCCACACUGUAGUACACCAUGGAAUUACCAUGUAAUCAUAGGUUUUAUAGCCACUUAAUAUAAAGGGGGACUUCUAACAAACAGCUAUCUGUAUACAGCUAUGCAUGACGAAGUGAGGUUGUUGAAACUUACAUGCGCUUUAAGCUUUUAAACUUCUGAGCUUCUAAGCUCUUAGCUUCUAAUAACCCAACGUUGGCACCCUUCCUGAUAAUAGCAUGCUCAUAAUAACCAUUAUGUAGUAGUAGUCUAGAAUAUUUAGCUCUGUUGCCGUCUUAAUGAAAUGACUGGGGCUCCAGAACUGCAGCCGUAAUUUCAUGGUGUGCAUGCAGGAACUAGAUAGUGAAGGUUAAGAUAACGGGCAAAUAAGUUAGCAUAAAAUCAAUACUGUUUCUGUAUUUACCUAGAUAGUUUUCACAUGAGCAUGUGGUUCCUGAUUAUGUCCUGCAUGAUGGUACAGGAGCCCAUAGUCUCCUCCAUCUUGUUGCUGCAUUGACACAUCUUUGGAGUCGGCUCAUCAGUGUGACUUAGCCUGUCUGGCUGGCUGUGUGCCAUGUUACAAAACCAGGUCAUUUGACAUAUUGCCUUGCCCCAGUGGGGAACUGGCACCGUGAGAGGAAAAUGGGGGUUUAGGAUUUGUAACAGAGUGAAUAAUGUAUAGAAUAAAGACAGGAUGAAAAGGUCCAUUGGACACCACCCAAAAGCCUAUAGCAGUUUCAGACUGUAUUGUAGCUAAGUUAGCAGCUGUGCUUUGCACCAUAAGGCCUCCCCUCUUGACCUUUAUCAUAGGAUUCUCUCUCUCGCUCUCACUCUCUCUCUCUCUAAAAAGAGAAGACAUUUUACAAUCAGGGUUCUUUUUACAAUCAUCUCUUCUCUUCUUCUGUAUAUCUUCCAUUGACAUAAAAUUGUCAAACACUGGAUUUAAAUUCUUAGCUAACAUUUUUCCACUGUAUGUUGUGAUUUUAAGAAUAAAAGUAGCCCAGACUUCAAUCAUCCUUGUAACACUAAACAAUUCAAUGGUACAUAGAAGUGAAUGUACAGAUAUUAUAUCUUAAUUUGACCAGUUUCUCACAGCAGGUGUUUUUAAACCUUGGAUACACUACACGUUUGCAUUUCCUGCUGUGCAGGAAAAUUCUCUGUGACAAUACAGUUGUAUGAUCUUAAUUUGAACACUCUUUUGUUGCUGUGAACUUUCCUGCAUAGCAGGACAUACAAACUUGUAAUGUAUUCAAGGUUUGAAAAGGCUUCUAAAAUUUGUCAAUUCCAAUGUAAGAUGUCAGACUUGAUUUGCCCUAAUGCAAAAUGUAUCAACCCAUAAAAACAAUGUAUAUUAAUUAUAAUCCACAUAUUAAUUCACCUUUCCUGUUGCUGCAGGAUUAUUUUUAUGCUGUAUGAACUGGUUCAAAUUAAGAUCCUAUAUCUGUAUGUUAAUUUGGCAAUGUUCUCUGUCAUUCCAAGUGUGAAGAAAAACACUUUUCUCUGUUUUGAUGCAGUCUGGAGAUGCUUUAUUUGGGUGGGAACCUCAUCACCUCCAUCCCCCCAGAGCUGGCCAGCCUUCGCAGUCUCAGAUACUUGGUCCUUUGUGACAACCAGAUACAGAGUGUACCGCCCCAACUCACCAGGUGAGGGCCAUCCAACACUGACUUUACAUAAUGUGAAAGUUAGUAGCUCGCUCAUGUGACCGACUGUUUAAAAUAAAAAAAAUUGGGUUUCCUUUGUGUCAUAAGACUGUGUUAGCCUCCUGAGCUAAAGUCAUGAUUCACGGUCAUGUCUGAAUAUGUCUGGUUGUAGACUCUACUCCCUGCGCUGCCUCAGUCUCCAUAACAACCUGCUCACCUACCUACCGCGGGAGAUCCUCAGCCUGGUGCACCUGCAGGAGCUCAGUCUCCGCGGCAACCCCCUGGUGGUCCGCUUCAUCAAGGAUAUGACUUACGACCCUCCCUCCCUGUUGGAGCUGGCUGGACGGACCAUCAAGUCCCGCAACCUGCCCUACCACCCCAAUUACCUGCCUGGAAAUCUGGUGCACUACCUGGACCUGGCCAGCAAGUGUCCCAACCCUAAAUGUACCGGUAAGUAAAGGAGAGGGGACAAGUUUAGGUUACAUACUUAUGUACUAGCAUUUGUGAGUGGAGGAGGCUCGUCCAUGGAGGAAGAGGAGGCUGGUCCUCCUCAAUAAUUUCAGGAAAGAUUCAAAUAAAACAUAUUCAAAAAUCCUCUUUGUAAAUAAAAUCACACCUUGAGAUAUUUGUAUUGCUCUCAUAUUGUUGUGCAACUUGUCUCCUUCCUCUCAGGUGUGUACUUUGACUCGUGUGUGAGGCACAUCAAGUUUGUGGACUUCUGCGGGAAGUAUCGGCUACCCUUCAUGCACUACCUGUGCUCCCCAGAAUGCACCUCUCCCUGCAGCUCCAACCCGCAGAGCGACGCUGAGUCGGAGGACGAGAAGGGCGUGUCGGCCGACAGGCUGCAGAGAGUGCUUCUGGGAUAG